Molecule: messenger RNA, 6558 nt
Organism: Mytilus californianus (California mussel)
Lineage: Eukaryota; Metazoa; Mollusca; Bivalvia; Mytilida; Mytilidae
Exons: 11
Coding region: 71-1690 (539 amino acids)
Biological process (GO): double-strand break repair
Cellular component (GO): nucleus; site of double-strand break
Molecular function (GO): 3'-5' exonuclease activity; NAD+ poly-ADP-ribosyltransferase activity; DNA-(apurinic or apyrimidinic site) endonuclease activity
Source: RefSeq, a predicted model, not a curated record
UUACAAAACAGCAGGUUUCUGACUUGCUUGUUGUUUUGCCUGAUAAUCUCUCGCUGCUUCAGAAGAAAACAUGGAUGGCCCAAGUCCAAAAAAGAAAGCCAAAACAACUGAUUUACCAGUCUGUCCGUAUGGGUCAGGAUGUUAUCGAAAAAAUCCACAGCACUUCAAAGAAUUUUCUCAUGCAGACGAUGAUAGUAAACCAGCCUCAUCAAAACCAAAAGAUUCUUCGCCAUUAGUUGACAGUACUUCACUCCCAAUUUGCAAAUAUGGAGCCAAUUGUUACAGGAAAAAUCUUUUACAUUUUGCUGAGUACUCUCACCCAACAGCAGUGACAUCUACAGACAGUGGAAGUGACACUGAUCCAGUGUCAGAUGAUGAUGAUACUGAUGAUAAAAAGAAAUCACCAAAGAAAAAAGUGAAGGAUAUUGACAUUUUAAAGAGAGGGGUUUCCCUAGUGAAAAACUAUUCACAGAUGUCAGAAGAAGAAAGAAAAGAACUGAUUAAGAAGGCCAUGGCUGCUAAGAAACAGCUAGAGGAAGAAUUACAAGCAACAAAGAAUGAAGUAAAGAAGAAAGAUGAAGAAUUAAAUAGGUUACAGAAAGAGGUUGCAGCUGGUGCUUUAUUGAUGGAGGGAGAAAAAGAAGCAAUGGAAGGAAACAAAGUUGUGUACUUUGAUUUGUUUCCUGAGAGAUCAUAUAAAGAAGGAUCAGCUGCACAAACCCACUUCAGACUUGCAGAGUCACAGUUUUAUAGGCUGAUCAGUGGCAGUGGAAAUAAUUAUACAGUUACUAAAGUACAGUAUGCUGUCAAUCCACCACUUGUUAAACAAUUCCAUGAAUCAAUGGAAGAUUUGAAGAAACAAAGAGGAGAAGAGUUAUCUUUUCCAGUGCUAGCUUUUCAUGGAACUGAACAGAAAAAUAUCAAACCUAUUGUUGAAAAUAAUUUUAAAGUGCCAGGUGAAAAAGGUUUUACACAUCGUACAGAUACUGGAUGGUAUGGUAAAGGUGUUUACUUCAGUGAAUACCCCUCAUACUCCAUGGGAUAUAUUUCAGGAGCCAGUCAGCUGCUUCUUUGUCAGGUUUUGCCAGGGAAAGUAUUCCAUUGUACAAAUCUGAUCCAUGGAGCAGCACUGAAAAAAGGAUAUGACUCGCAUAUGUCACCAGACAAGAAAGAAUUGGUUGUUUUCAACUGCCAUCAUAUAAUCCCAGCUUACAUUGUGCAUUACACUGGAUCAAAAGGAGACUUCAAAUAUAAAGCACCAACAGGUAAAGGAACAGGUAAAGGAGGGGCAUCAUCUAACAAAGCUUCUGGUGAUGAUAAUCAGCAACUUGAUCUUAUUUGUGACGAAGCAGAGCUUUCAAAAAAAGGAAUGCUUGCAGUGAGUGCUAAGGCUACAAAAGUAUUUAAAGGUCAACAGAUUACAUUUACUGGCAUCUUUCAACAUACACAAGCAGAAAUGUAUAAAUUAGUUGAGAAACAUGGUGCCAAGAAAGGCACUGCUGCUUCAUUUAGUUUUUUGAUAGCAAGUCUAGAUGAAUACUGCAAUUUGUCAAGCAAAUGUGCACAAGCAAAUAAGAAAAAUGUUCCGAUUUUAGGAGAAAUGUUUGUUUAUGACUGUAUACUUCAGAAGAAAAUGUUAGAUCAAGAUGAUUACAAUAUGGACAUCUUAUUUUCAAAGAAUCAACAAUGAAAGACUUGAAGGCAGCUAUUUGAAUGACAUUCUUGAAAACAUCAUUUAUAAAGGAAGGUAGAAUUGUUUUGAAGAUAUCUAAUUUCAAUAACUCAUUUAAUGUUGGGAUUUGAUUGUGGUAAAUGAUCCAGAAAAUACACACUUGUUCUUGUUAAAUGAAUUAUGUUAUUGACAUUGGUUAACAACAGAAUUGUUGGAUUCUAUUAGCAUUGUACAUUCAUUUGGUAGGUAUAAUGCAAGCAAUUAUACAACUAGAUUUUUAUUUUAUAUUCAGUGUUGCAGUAGAAUGCUAGGUAUUGAUAUAGUAAUAGUGUAAAAUAUUUUCAAAAGAAGUAUGGCCACGAAGGCUUUAAAUUAACCCUAAGAACCUAAUCUUUGUAAUACCACAUGUAGCUUCAAGAGUAUCAAAUUUCACUAGUUUUUAACCAAAUUGCAUGUUUUUAUGCAUUUGUAAGGUUUAUUUCCAUCUGAAAAACAUUGGCCACACCCUUUGAUCAAAAUGAAGUUGUUUUAAAAAGAUGUUUAUUUGUCAGAUACACAUCCUGACAAAAAAUAUGAUGGUCCUUGCAUGUGGCUAAUGUUGUUUGAAGCAAAAGCUAUUAAAAUUUAGGCAAAAAAUUAGUCAAAGUUAUGAUUUUCUUCAUUAGAGUGCACAAUAAUGACGUCAUAAAUACAAUACUAUCUGUCUUUUGUCACAUUGUGUAUAUAUGAUGUAUUGCCAUAGCAUGUCAUGUAUGCUCUUGCAAAUAAAUGUUCAUUUAUUUAUUAUAAUUGUUCUAUUGUGUCAGAGCUUGUAGAAUUUGUAUUUGUCAAAUAAUUUUACUUAUUUUGUCACCAAAUUUUUAUUUUUAUUACUAAAGUUCAAUUUCAUAGAAUUUCAGGGCCAAUAUGAACCCUUUAUAAACCUACUCCUGUAGAAAUUAAAGUACCAUACUCAUGUACAGUUUAUAAAAUAUUUUAUUCAAAAUAAAUGAAAUCGAUUGGGCAUCAAAGCUGACAUAAUCCUCUUCUUUGUUAUCCCCUGCACCAUGGUUGCGGGGACAUAUCAAUACUGUCCAUCUGUCCGUCUGGUCUUGUUAUCGCUCUCACUAGGUACAAUUCUUGUCAUAUUUUUACAAAACUUAUAUCAAAGGUUUAUGUCAGCAAUGUCUAGGACGAGGUCGAAAAUCAGUGCCGACCAUCUAUUUUUUUCCCCCACAUGACGUGUUGCAGGGGACAUAGAAAUACUGCGUGUCAGUCCAUCCUUCCGGUCUUGUUUGCACUCUCCCAUGUACAAUUUUUGCAAGAUUUUUAUAAAACUUAUAUCAUAGGUUUAUAUCAGCAAUGUCUCGAACAAGUUCGAAAAUCAGAGCUGAAUUAUUUUUAAAAGAAUUAUGCCCCUUGGAAAUAUUAAUUAUAUGGAAAAUUGCAUUGUUAGUGCUCUUAUGUGUAUAAUUUUUGCCAAUUUUUUAUCAAAUUUAUAUCUAAGGUUUAUAUGAGCAAUGGACAAUUUUGAAAAUCAGUGCCAAUCAAAUAUUUUUAAAAGAGUUAUGUCCCUUGGAAGUAUUUAUUAUAUUUGAAAUUGCAUUGUAUUUGCUGUCAAGCCUUCAUUUGUAUAAGAUAUUUGUAAAAAGUUUUAAAGAAUAAAAAAAAAAGUUUUUUUUUUUAGUUAGUACCCUUGGAUAGAUAAAAUAUGUGCAACACAGGGGACAAUGGAACUCUGUUCUUUUAUUAAAAGAGUUAUGCUCCUUGAAAAUUUCAUUUUUUGUUAGGGCUCUCAUGUGUACAAUUCUUGCCAGAUUUUUUUAAAACUUUCAUCAUAGGUUUAUAUCAGCAAUGUCUCUGACAAGUUCGAAAAUCAGUGCCGAUCAAUUAUUUUUUAAAGAGUUUUAUUCCCCUUGGAAAUAUUGAUUAUAUGGAAAAUUGUAUUGUAAGUACACUCACGUGUACAUAUUUUGCCAGAUUUUUAUCAAGUUUAUGUCAAAAGAAUAUAUAAGCAAUGUCUCGGACAAGUUCGAAAAUCAGUGCAGAUAGAUUAUUUUUAAAAGAGUUAUGCCCCUUGGAAAUAUUAGUUAUAUUGGAAAUUGCAUUGUAUUUGCUCUCAAGCCUUCAUAUCUCUCCGAUAUUUAUAUAAAGUUUUAAAGAACAAAAAAUAGAUUUUUUUUUUAGUUAUUGCCCUUGGAUAGAUAAAAUGUGUGCAACACGGGGGACAUUGGAACUCUGUUCUUUAGUAUGUUUUAACAUUAUAGUUUUGCAAUUGUGACAAUCAGCAUUUUUAAAACAUGCUAAUUAUCUGAAAAGAAAUGAUUAUGUCCAUACCCUAACCAAUAGUUAAUAUACAUCUAGUCUUUUUGUCUUUUGGUCUUUGAUGGAAAUUGAUGAUCUUAGAAUGUUGCACAGAUUACACAUUCACUGCUAUUCUUUUCAAUACUGUAAUCAAAGUCUUGUCUUUCUAGUUUUUGUUGAUUUGUUUCAUGUAUAUUUUAAAUCAAUAGCUCAAGACUCAUUUGUAAUAAACUUGCAGAACAGGAUUUCACCUACAUUUUCAUUUUGUUUCACCAUUUUUAACCAGAUUUUCGAAGUAAAUAUCGGUUAUUGAUUUGGUGUUGUAUGGCAGGCAAGGGGGCGGGUGCCAAACUGUCCAUUCAAUAACAUGAAAACGCUUUAAUGAAAUUUUUUCAAAUUUAGGUAUGUUGUUUCCUGUGACUAAAUGAAGGUCAAGUUCAAUUUUCACAUUUUUGGUUUCUCCUUGUUGAGUUAUCGCCCUUUUUAAUAUCCAAAAGUGGUAUUUAUAAUGUGAUUGAGUUAUUUCUCUUUGUACAGAAAUGUUUAAUUAUAUAUGUAAAGUUUGAUUAUAACACUAAGUUUUUAAAUAAUUUUCUCCUGUUAUCAGAUUAUGACAAAGCAUAUGGUAAAUGUCUUAUCUCACAAUAAUAAUUGGAGUGACAGAUUUAUUUGAAAAUUCUCUGUUUCCUAAGUCCUGAUGAUUAUAAGCUAUAUAGGACUGUAUAAAUAGAGUAAGAAAUUUAGUGGUCAUUUUUAGACAUUUUGUAGAUAAUUAAGUCUCACUAAACCAUAUAUAUUCUUACCCCCCAUCCCCCUUCAAUUUGAGAAUGUGCUUUUAUCUUGUAAACAGUCGAGAUCCCCACCCCUAAACCAUAUAUAUUCUUGUAUGGGACAAUAAAACAAAUCAAAUGAAAUAUUGGGGGAGUCCCAGGGUUCACCGCGACCCCCUUCUUUUUGAAAUCUUGCAAACAGUCAAGAUCCCCACCCUGAACCCAUAUAUAUUCUUGUAUGGGACAAUAAAACAAAUCAAAUGAAAUAUAGGGGAAGUCCACGGGGGUAACCCCCACCCCCCUUCUUUUUGAAAACUUGUAAACGGUCGAGAUCCCCGCCCCGAAACCAUAUAUAUUCUUGUAUGGGACAAUAAAACAAAUCAAAUGAAAUAUAGGGGAAGUCCCCUGGGGUAACCCCCACCCCCCCACCCCUUCUUUUUGAAAACUUGUAAACGGUCAAGAUCCCCACCCCUAAACAAUAUAUAUUCUUGUAUGGGACAAUAAAACAUAUCAAAUGAAAUAAAAAGUGAGUCCCCUGGGGGUUUAUAGAUUUUGAAAAGACAUUGUAUUAAUAAUAAAUAAAAUUUUGGUUUUUUUUCUUCUUUUCUUUGGUAAAUUGUUUGAAGAAUUUUGUGGCAAGUUUGUUUGUUAUUCUGUAAAAACUAAUUUUCUGAAUGCUAUAUAUUUUUUUUUGUUGAAGUGAACUCCAUUAAAAACUAAGCUUAUAUUGUCUAUUAAUAAACAUAUAUUUAGAUUUCUGAUUUUGGGCCCAGUUUUCAAGUUGGUCCAAAUGGGGGUACAAAAUUAAACUGUAUUUGAUUUCAACAUAAAUUGAAUAUAUAUAGGGUUCUUUGAAAUGCUUAAUCUAAACCUGUAUUUAUUUGCAUUAUUAAUAAGAUAAUACCACAUUGAGGACCAAAGGGUCCUAAAUUAAACUUUUGUUUAAUUUCAUCAAAAAUUGAAUUCUUUGGUUCUUUGAUAUGCUGAUUCUAACAAUGUUUGAGUGUUAAAUCAUAUUUAAUUUUAGAGAACUUAGUCAUCACUGGUUGUUGUUAUUAUAUUAUUGAUUAUAAUUUGAAAAAUUGCAUCAUAUCUUAUUUUAGAGAACUAUUCAUCCAGUUUGAGUUAUUUCCCUUUGCACAGAAAAUAUUAUGGAUAGAAUUAAACUGUGUUUCAUUUCAAAAUAAAUUAAAUAUAUAUAGGGUUAUUUCAAAUGCUGAAUCUAAACCUGUAUUUAAAUAUUAGAUUUUUGGGCCCAGUUUUCAAGUUGGUCCAAAUCAAACUUUGUUUAAUUCAACAAAAAUUGAAUUUAUAGGGUUCUUUGAAAUGCUGAAUCUAACCAUGUAUUGAGAGAUUUUGGAUUGUGGGCUCCUUUAUCAAAUUGGUCCACAUUGAGGUCCAGAGGGUCCUAAAUUAAACUUUUGUCUGAUUUCAUCUAAAAUUGAAUUCUUGGGGUUCUUUGAUAUGCUGUACUUAGAUUUUGGAUAUUGGACCAUAAUAGGUAAAUGUCCAAUUUCAAAUAUUUCAGUUCUUUGACCACAUUCAUUUUGUGUCAAACCUAUGCUGUGUCAAAUAUUCAAUCACAAUCAAAAUUCAGAGCUGUUUUAAGCUUAAAUGUAGUGUCCAUACUUAACUGUUCCGGGUUCGACCUCUGCAGGAAAAUCCGGUUUGCUGUCACUCUGACAGCCUCUUGUCAUUUAUGAAAGCCUGAUGGACUUUAUAACCUUUUACAUGUAAAGUUAAAAAAAAACUUUUUUUUACAACUGCAAAAUUUUUGUGCUAGUGUAAUGGUAUGAUGUUGCAUUGGUGUCAUCAUCGUUGUCAUCCGAAGAC